Austrofundulus limnaeus is the source of this 4640-nucleotide messenger RNA. RefSeq names its product ataxin 2 (gene atxn2). Gene Ontology annotation, molecular function: mRNA binding. Lineage: Eukaryota; Metazoa; Chordata; Actinopteri; Cyprinodontiformes; Rivulidae. Bases 364 to 3822 code for a protein of 1152 amino acids. Gene Ontology annotation, cellular component: cytoplasmic stress granule. Gene Ontology annotation, biological process: cytoplasmic stress granule assembly. The transcript is spliced from 26 exons. The record is from RefSeq and is a predicted model, not a curated record.
AGACUGUUUUGGUCUUUUUGCUGUUAGCAACGGAGAGAACCCGAGCUAGCUGUAAACCCUAUUUUGAGAUAAUCGAUUUUCUUUUUUUUACGUUUACAUAACAAAUUGACAAUAGGUUUAAGGCACGUGUUUAUUUGGGAUUAAUUACCACAGAGUGUUGUCAUUUUUUAAUAUCGAUUUCCCGGUUUUAAUUAGAAUUGUACAGAUUGCUAAUUUAGCUAACUAGCCAGCCGCUUAGCAUCAGCAUCCUUCUUUAAAAAGGCACGUUGACAUUAGCCAGUUAGCAAGACCACACACACGCCGCGUCGUUGUCAAGAAGUCCGUUUGUGGUCAUUUUAACUCGCUGUCUUUUAUGGGAUCACCAUGUCAAUGAAGGCCGGAGGAAAUCGAAGCAAGCCCGGCGGUGGCAACACGACUGGUGCGGCCGCCUCUGGAGCCGGAGGAAGCGGUGGGGGAAGACAGAAUCUGGGCAGGGGAAGACACAGUGGUAAAGGAUCUACAGCAGUAAUUUUCAGUGGUGUAUAUGCAAAUAUGAGGAUGGUCCAUGUUUUAACAUCAGUGGUGGGGACCAAGUGUGAGCUGAAAGUGAAAAAUGGAGCAAUAUAUGAAGGAGUAUUUAAGACAUAUGGCCCAGAGUGUGACCUGGUGUUGGAUGCAGCUCACAGAAAGAGCUCCGAGCUGAGUAUAGGCCCCAGGAAAGAAGAUAUUGCAGAGAGCAUCAUCUUUAAAGCCUCUGAUGUCGUAUUGGUGACCUUCAAAGAUGUGGACCUGAAUUUUGCUAGAAAAGUCUCCUCUGACUCAGACAACUUCACUGACGCAGCGGUGAGCGGCAGGAUUAACGGUGAACAUAAAGAGAAGGACCUCGAGCCCUGGGACGGAGGAGAAACCCACAACUCUGACAGCCUCGAGUCUCUGGAUACAGAUGUGUCGAAUGGGUGGGAUCCCAACGACAUGUUCAAGUUCAACGAGGAGAAAUACGGAGUUUUGUCGACUUAUGACAGCAGCYUGUCCACGUAUACGGUCCCCUUGGAGCGUGACGACUCCGAGGAGUUUCUGAAGAGAGAAGCUCGCGCUGCCCAGCUGGCAGAGGAGAUCGAGGCCAGCGCCACGUACAAGGCCCGCGUGGCCCUGGAGAACGACGAUCGCUCCGAGGAGGAGAAGUACACGGCUGUGGUGCGAGGGGAGAGGGAGACUCACACGCUCAGCAGAGAGAACAAGUACAUUCCUCCAGGCCAGAGGAACAGGGAAGUGAUGUCAUGGGGACCAGGACGCCAGAACUCUCCUCGUUUGGGUCAGAGCUCAGGUGGACCCUCAUCUUCUCGACCAGGACCUCACGACUACAGUCCCAGCUCCGGGACUGACCAGAGGGUGGUUAAUGGAGGUUCAUCCCACUGGCCCUCACCCUGUCCGUCUCCUUCUUCUCGUCCCCCCUCUCGUUACCAGUCUGGCCCCUCCUCCCUGCCUCCUCGGGCGACCACGCCCACCCGGCCACCCUCCAGACCCCCCUCCCGACCUUCCAGGCCUCCCUCUCAUUCAUCCCACCCCUCCUAUCCCUCCUCUUCAUCUUCCUUUUCUCACCACGGGCCCACGUCGCCAGCCUCCACUCUGCCCAAACGCAUGUCGUCAGAAGGUAGCCACACGGGUGGAGCCGACCUGGGCAAAGGUCCUCCCAGGAUGUCUCCCAAGUCCCAGCGGACACCUCGUUCUCACAGAGUGCCCCCAUCGCGGAUCGGCGGCGGCCACCCUGGCGUGGAUUUGAUCUCUCACAGUUCAGCCGGGGACAGUCCAACAGCUCCACCGACCAGGAACAGCUCCUCUGGUGGGACUUGGUCUUCAGUGGUCAGUGGAGCUCACAGACCUCGCUCCCCGCGACAGAACAGCAUGGGCGGAGCUUCCCCUGGGUCUUCCUCCCUCUCUUCACCCCAAACAGGACCAGCUCCUGUGGAAACUGUUACAACACGGACAUCAGCUGCUUCUCCUACUGCUGCUAGCCCCRCCCCCAACAUGGUCGCCUCUCCACCAGGAGAUCAUGGAAAAGAAUGUCGUGUCCAAGAGGCAAGACAGUCCUCCCCAUCAACAAACAGUGAGGUCAUCAAGCCUUUGGACAGCUCACCUAGUGUUACAAGAGGAGUGUGUAAAGGACCUCCUAUGGCACCAGACCACAGAAAACAAAUAGAUAAUUUGAAGAAGUUUAGUGAAGAUUUUAGAUUGCAGCCCAGUUCAAAYGCAGACGCUGCCUUCGAGCAGAUGAUGACCAAGCCUCCCAGAGACCCUGCAGACAAACCAAAAGAUCUUCYCCUGGACAAAGCCUCCGCAGUGGGACGGGACAGUGCAGAAAGUUGUGUAGUUCUUCCUGCUGGCACGUCCGCCGUUCCUCCUGCUCCUUCCAGUACAUCCACAAACACCAGUAAGCCUGGCAGCCCUGCUGCUCUGUCUCCAUCUCCCUCAGCUCCGGACCAGAAGAGGUCCGGGCUGGACGUGACCUCACAAGGAGUUCAGACAACAACCAUGUCGAGGUUCAGCGGAGCCAAGCACGAAGAAAAGGAGGAGAAAAAGGAAGCAGUACAAGAUCAAGUAAGAAAAUCCACCCUGAACCCAAAUGCUAAUGAGUUCAAACCCAGGUUUAAUACACAGCCUAAACCAGCCAACACCCCGACGCCUCCUCGGCCUCAGGGCCAGCCCAGCCCCUCCAUCGUGGUUCAGCAGCCUCAGGCUGUGUACGGCCAAACAGUCUGCUUCCCUCAGAUGUACCCGCUGACCCCGGUCAGCCCCGGAGUGCAGAAAAGCAUAAUAUGGAAGUCUCCAGCUGUGUACCAGGUCCAGAUGCCUCACAUGACGGUCAGCCAGUCGAAACCCUACAGACCAGGUAAAGGUUUUGAUUUUGAUUCCCGACGUAUAUCUUUAGUACCCAACAUGCCCCAGCAGAGGUCCGACCAGCACCACCCGCCCGGAACGCCCACCAUGAUGCACCCGGCGACGGCCGCGGGUCCGCCCAUCGUAGCUCCGAACCCGGCCUACUCUGCGCAGUACUUCACCUGCAGCCCGCAGCAGUUCACCAGUCAGCCGCUCGUUCAGCAGAUGCCGCACUACCAGUCGCAGGCGCAGCACGUGUUCAGUCCGGUGAUGCAGGGCAGUGCCAGGAUGAUGGCCCCCCCUGCUCACGGCCAACCCAGUCUGGUCUCCUCCUCCACCACACAGUACCCGGAGCAGACACACACCAUGUAUGUGUCUCCAGGGCCCAUGCCUCAGCAGUACCCCCACCCCAGUGCCACCUUGCACCCCCACCCCCAACACCCCCAGCCUUCUGCCACUCCCACAGGCCAAGGCCAGCAGGGUGGUCCUCCGCAACACGGAGGUCCCCAAAGCCACCCUGCUGCCAGCCCGGUCCAGCACCCRCAGCACCCGCAGGCGGCGGCAGCAGCCCUGCACCUCGCCGGACAGCCCCCGCAGCAGCAGAUGUACUCGGCUCUGGCCCCGACGCCCCCCUCCAUGACGCCGGGACCUAACCCCCAGUCUCCCCAGGCAUCGUUCCCUUCCGCCCAGCAGACCGUGUACAUCCACCCUCAGCAGGUGCAGCACGGCUACAACCCCAACCACAUGGCACACGUGCAGCAGGCUCACAUGCAGUCCGGUAUAGUGCCGUCUCACCACCCGGCCCCCACCCACGCCCCGAUGAUGCUGAUGGCCACUCAGGGUCCCCCCGGGGGUCCGCAGCCACCUAUGCCCCAAACCGCCCUCAACCCCAUCCCUGUUUCCUCCACCACACAUUUCUCCUACCUGGCACAUCCACAAGUGCAGCCUCACCACCAGCAGCAGCUGUAGAUAGAGGGCGCCAGCGAGCCGAGGGACCCGUUCCGCAUCACUGCUUCUCACCCCAGAGCCUUCAUAAGCAGGCGACGAAGAGGACGAGAGCCCUUCCUCUCCUCUCUCUCUUCCUCCUCAUCCUCCUAUCCUCCUCAUCCUCACCCCACAUGCUUCACGUCAGCUUUUCUCCCCCCUCUCUUCCUCCCUUCUCCCCCUCCUCCUCGCUCAGACUAGGCAAUAAGUGAAUGUUAACAGGUUGAUGCAGUGACACGUUUUAACAAGGGAGGAGUUUUUAAACCGAAAAUGUUUUCUGUUACGACCCUGUUCACACACACAAACCACACACACACACCUGCACACACACACACACAACCACACACUCACACAAACUACAUCAGGGGUCCCAGACUGCGACUUGAAGUCAGCUUGCCAAGUAAAGAGAAGAAAGGAGAGUUGCUAAUCUGAGAGUGAAGAUUUAACUGGAACUUGUGUCCUGACUGCACCUUGUUACGGAGAAAACAAAAAGAAUCUUCCGACUUUUAGACAGUAUUAAUCCUACUGUUUAUCGCUGCUGCUAUGUGCUGCGUUGGUUUCCGGACUCCAAGACAAGUUUCUAACCAAACUAAAAAAUUAAAAAAAAAAAAAAAGAUCAAAACACCACCAGAAACUUCCUGUGAAAAGCAAAUACAAGAAUUAAAUCUUUCAGCAGCCAAGAGGACAGGAGAAAUGUUAUUUAUGAAAUUCUAAUGGCUGAGGUGAUCAGAUCCCACGUCUCACCUGACCCUCAUGUAACUUUUAAGUUAAAACUUUUACUUUGUAGAUAAUAUAAAUAAUUU